Nezara viridula (southern green stink bug) is the source of this 2995-nucleotide messenger RNA. The record is from the annotation of a GenBank genome assembly. Lineage: Eukaryota; Metazoa; Arthropoda; Insecta; Hemiptera; Pentatomidae.
GUCACAGUCAGUCAGUUAGUUAGUUAGGUCUAAAAUGUACCGUUUCAGAAAUUUGCUAGCUUCUUCUGUUUUAAAAAAUAAGCAUGGCUUUCGGUUUAAAUCUUAUAUUAGCCUUACAAGUUCAAAAGCAGAAUUUCCCAUGCGUCACAUAGGUCCACGUGAGGAAGAUCAAACAACUAUGUUAGACUUUUUGGGUUUUAAAUCAUUAGAUGAAUUAAGUAACAAAGCUGUACCUGAAAAAAUAAGACUGAAAAAGCUGAUGGAAAUGGAUGAACCAAUCAGUGAAUAUGAAUUAAUGGAAAAAAUAAGAAGUAUUGCUUCAAAAAAUCAACUUUACCGGACAUACAUAGGAAUGGGAUACUAUAAUACUUGUGUUCCACACACUAUUUUAAGGAACAUAUUCGAAAACCCUGGCUGGACCACACAAUAUACUCCAUACCAACCAGAAGUUGCUCAAGGUCGUCUUGAAAGCCUCCUCAAUUUCCAAACUAUGAUAACCGAUCUUACUGGACUUCAUGUAGCCAAUGCAAGUCUCUUAGAUGAAGGCACAGCUGCAGCUGAAGGUCUUAGUCUGUGUUACCGGCAUAAUAAAAGAAAAACACUUUUUGUCGGUGACAAAGUUCACCCACAAACUUUGGGGGUGGUUGAAACAAGAGCUGAAUCUCUAGGUCUUAAAGUAGUAGUUUUACCACCAGCCAAGAUGGAUUUUAGUAACCAUGAUGUCUCUGGUGUUUUACUUCAGUAUCCUGACACAGAAGGAAACCUUGAAGAUUAUUCAGAAGUCCUCGCGAAAGCUCAUGAGCAUGGUACCUUAGGAGUCGUAGCAGCAGAUUUACUAAGUCUCUGUAUUGCAAUGGCACCUGCUGAAAUGGGAGCGGACAUUGCUGUAGGUUCAACCCAAAGAUUUGGUCUCCCAUUGGGUUAUGGAGGACCUCAUGCUGGAUUUUUCGCAGCCAAAGAAUCACUAGUACGCCUGAUGCCUGGAAGAAUGAUAGGUGUGACUAGGGAUGCUGAUGGUCAAGCAGCAUGUCGUUUGGCCCUUCAAACUCGAGAACAGCACAUUCGUCGUGACAAAGCCACCAGUAACAUCUGCACUGCUCAAGCUCUCCUAGCUAAUAUGUCUGCCAUGUAUGCAGUUUAUCAUGGUCCAAAAGGACUAAAACAAAUCGCUACUAGAGUUCAUGAGGCAACAUUAUUACUAAAUGCUGCACUCAAGGAAACAGGUAAUGUUGUACAUAACCAGCAGUUCUUUGAUACACUCAAAGUUACUCCCAAAUUAUCUCUUGAACAAAUUAAAAAUAGGUGUCGUCAACUGAAAAUUAAUGUCCGCUACUUUGAAGAUGAAGAUGUAGGAAUAUCACUUGAUGAAACUGUCUCGAUAAAAGACUUAAACGAUAUUUGUUGGAUUUUUGGCUACGAUGGAGAAAUAACAAAUUUUGAAGGUCAUACAUCUUUAGGAAAAUAUGACAUAGCUAACAGCAAACUUAAAAGAACAUCAACAUACCUCACUCAUCCAGUUUUUAACAGUCAUCAUUCUGAAACAAGGAUUGUCAGAUACAUGAAAUCACUGGAAAACAAAGAUAUUUCAUUAGUUCAUUCCAUGAUCCCUCUGGGAUCUUGUACAAUGAAAUUGAAUUCCACAACAGAAAUGAUGCCCUGUUCAAUGAGAGAAUUCAAUCAGUUACACCCAUUUGUUCCAUUAGAACAAGCUGAAGGGUAUAUGCAAUUAUUAGACGAACUACACAAAGAUCUUUGCACAAUCACAGGCUAUGACAGGAUAUCAUUUCAACCAAACAGUGGAGCUCAGGGAGAAUAUGCAGGUUUACGAGCUAUUCAAAGUUACCAUGCUUCUCGUGGAGAAGCACAUAGAAAUGUUUGCCUUAUACCUGUGUCAGCCCAUGGAACAAAUCCAGCCUCUGCCCAAAUGUGUGGAAUGGAUGUGCAACCAGUCCAUGUCAACAAGAAUGCUACCAUUGAUUUAGAACGACUUACUGAACAGGUAGAAAAGUAUAGCCAAAACUUAUCUUGUUUAAUGAUCACAUAUCCAUCCACUUUUGGUGUUUUUGAGGAUACGAUAGCUGAUAUAUGUGACCUGAUCCACAAACAUGGUGGACAAGUAUAUCUUGAUGGAGCAAACAUGAAUGCUCAAGUUGGGCUAUGUUGUCCAGGUCAUUAUGGUUCAGACGUAUCUCAUCUUAAUCUUCAUAAAACCUUCUGUAUUCCCCAUGGUGGUGGAGGACCAGGAAUGGGACCUAUUGGAGUAAAAGAACAUUUAGCACCAUUUCUUCCUAACCACCCAGUAGUUGCAACAGGUUCUGACAAUAUUAAAAGCUUUGGAACUGUAAGUGCAGGUCCAUUUGGGUCAGCUGCUAUUCUACCCAUAUCAUGGGCAUACAUAAAGAUGAUGGGAGCUAAAGGAUUAAGAAAAGCAACUCAAGUAGCAAUACUCAAUGCAAAUUACAUGAGUAAACGACUUGAAGGACAUUACACAACUUUGUUUAGAAGUGAGUCUUCUGGCCUGGUAGCUCAUGAAUUCAUACUUGAUGUACGAGAAUAUAAGAAAACAGCAAAUGUUGAGGCAGUGGACAUUGCAAAACGUUUAAUGGAUUUUGGUUUCCAUGCCCCAACAAUGUCUUGGCCUGUAAGUGGUACCCUCAUGAUAGAACCAACGGAGUCAGAAGACAAAGAAGAACUUGAUAGGUUCUGUGAAGCACUUAUUUGUAUAAAAGAAGAAAUUAAUGAAAUUGAAAAUGGAAAAAUGGACAAACGCAUAAAUCCUUUAAAAUUUGCCCCACAUACUCAAAAACAAAUCAUAACCGAAGACUGGAACAGACCAUACACUAGAGAGCAAGCAGCAUUUCCAGCAGCCUUUGUCAAAGCAGAGACCAAAAUCUGGCCAAGUAUAGGAAGAAUUGAUGACAUUUAUGGAGAUAGGCAUUUAGUUUGUACAUGCCCACCAAUAUUACCUGAUUUUUAAAAUAAACAUUUUAUAUAU